This is a messenger RNA of Effrenium voratum, 4255 nucleotides long. NCBI's taxonomy places the organism in Eukaryota, Dinophyceae, Suessiales, Symbiodiniaceae. The record is from the annotation of a GenBank genome assembly.
UGCAAACGGCAUGCGAUUGAACGCCCUGCUUGAGCAGUACGAUGGCAUCCUCAAUGCAACUCAGGUGCCAAAGAUUCGCACCUUGAUUCUUGAAUGCGACGCGCACGAUUCCUGCUUUGGUCAGUCGUGCCAGGUGUCUUUUUGACAGCAUUGGCACCCAGCAAUAGCUUUCUGCCGUUGCCAUCAUUUGGCAAAACGGACAGGACCAACAGCAAGCAAUCAGAUAGCAAAGUUAUAUCAGAACUUGCUGUUUGGUCAGGUGAUUCACCGGAUGCACGCCGACUUAGAUCUGCGAUUGAGAGUAUCUUGAGGGAGCAGGAGGCUUUGCGUGAAGAGACUCCCGCGGUUACAGGUGGUGCAUGGUUUUCAGUUUUGUCAGCUGUGGGCCUUGCACUUCUCGCUCAAACUUCUUGGGCCGGCCCGGCUGCAUUGCCGGUAAUUGCCAGUGCUAUAUUUUCUUACACGUCUGUGGCCGAAAGCUUCGGGACGAAGUCUGUGGGGCUUGGUCGAUGCAGCUUUUCCCAGGCGCUCGCAGAUGCAGCGGAGCAGGAAAGAGCGCUGGCAGCUGCAGAAGGCCCCAAGGCCUUGUUACCCUUUGGAGCAGGAUGCACAGCCAUCUUUGCGGCAGUUUGUGUCACCUUGAAGAUUUUUGAAGAGGAUCCAGCUAAUUUGGCUGUGGCACUGGCGCCGGCAGUUGGGUGGCCGUCCAAAGCCAACAGCCUUCCCGCGAUGCUCGACUGGCUGUUUUGCUUUGCCUCCGUUUUGGGAGCUGUCGCGACAAAUGACAAAGCACUGUCGGUCAUCUCGAAGGUGCGGCCGCAAUUACGAAACCCAUUGCAGGAAGAGGAUGAUAAUGACGAGCCACGAGAGCUCGACGACGGAGACAUUGAGGUGAAGAGGGCACAGCAGUAUGCGCCAUGCGUUCUUCAUGCGCUUGAGGUAGGCCUUCGCUCGCGUGUAUUGCUGGCGGUUUUCAGUGCUAUCGCGUGCUUUCUACCACUCUUGCUGUUCAAGGAAGCUUCGACAGCUAGCCUCGUUGCUGCUGCGGAUGAGAUUUGUGUGAUCGUGUCAGCCAGUGCAGCAGCACAGACAGCUUUCAGCUUUCUCAUUGCGGAAAAGUUCUUUGCGGAUGCAGAGCGCCGAGUGGCAGCACAGUCACGACAAGCCGCCUUGUCCGAGUUGUUUUUUGCACAGGCCACCGCUGAUUCUGCCGGGCUGGCAGCAAACAGCGCGUUGAGUGCUAGCAGCUUGGGGGUAGCUUCAGUGGUCACGGAAUUCUCAAAGGGAAUCGCUGCUUGCGCUGUGUGGCCAGCCGUUGCGAGCACCUUUCAGUCUACAGUGAGCGCCGUAACUUCUCGUGCUGAAGCCGAUGCUGCCUGGCUUGAGAAUCAAUCCUCCAAGCGGGCCUCGGAGGGCAUGGAAGCAGACAUGGACACCGUUGCUGCUGCAGCGCGCGAGUUCCAGCAGCUGCAGAGAGACUUUUUCUUGGAUGAGUUCACAGAGAACAUUCGCAACGAAUUGAAAGCCUUAGAGGUGGGGCAGGUGCGGGAGUUUCGUGGACUCUCCAGAGAUCAGCGAAGGAAGGUGCACUUGGUUGCGGCAGAGCAGGGCAUGUGUUCCGAGUCCUUCGGCUUGACCCGCCAAAGGAUGGCGCGACGCGUCGUAGUGACCAAUCCGAAGAAUUCUUCAAGCACUCCGGUCAGAAGCUUCUCUGAGGGCAUCGGAGGCGAUAUGCAGAACUGGCUUGAGACUCUGCAGGAGGAGAUCAAGGCUAUCCAGAAAACCGUACUUCAAAGCGGAUGGAAGGAGAACACGUUGGCAGGAGCCCUUGUCUUCGGAAGUGUGGCAUCUCCGCUUGUUCUUGGCCAGUCUGGUGCAGAGCUGUUCUUGCCCCUGGCAACGGGAACGGUUGGCCUGUGCUCAGCAUGGCAGGAGACUGCAGGCAAGGGAGCAGUGGCAAACGCAAAGAGGCAAACAGCUGUCUUGAUGUCAAAGGAAGCACGGGCGGAGACCUUUUUGGGCCGGGCCCAAAUUGCCUAUGCAGCAUUUCCAACGGAUGUGGCCAUCGCAACCUUGGCAACCACUGCUACCGUGCUGUCCUAUCAGUUUCCGCUGACCUUUUUCUGGAGAGCGGUAGCUAUGUCAACGGUCAUUCCGGCUUAUACAGCUUGCUCAGUAGCUAUGCAUCGCAGACGGAAAGUGGAACGAUUCGUGGCUGCUGCAAUGAGGUGUGUCGAUGCGACGCCAAUCCCAACUCAGCGCCGAAUUUGGAAGCAGAGAUGUUGGUUGCUUCCACUCAUUUCUGCAUUGGUGAUUCCCUGUGCUCCGCCUGGGCGGGCAACUGUUGCUUGCGCAGCUUUUGCCGCAGAAAUUGCUUUGGCGAUGGCGGAAAGCUCGCUUCAGUUGGCCAAUGCUCAAGGCAGCAUCGCAAGAGCCAGCCGCGUAGUGGCAACAGCUGAUGCUUGGUCACAGCUGGCACAAUUUUCUGCCAGAGCCUUGCCAGCACGGACAUCAUUGGCAGUGGUUUCUACUCUGAUGGCAACUGCUCUGGUGGAAUUUUCCCUUCCUUUGUGCUCCUUGUUCCCACUUCUGGGAGCAGCAGUUCUUGCGCGCUCCUAUCAGUUGAACAGGCAGGCACAACGGGCUUCGGCAAAGCUAGAAGAGGAGUUCAUGGAUAUGCAGGUGCUGCGAAAGGUGGAGCCCUGGCCCCGCUUGCGCGAGCUGUCUGCCUCUGAGCCGGUGCAGCCCAGCGCCAGGUGGAAGUCCACGCCUGGAGUGCUUGCACCUCUCAAUUUGGCGGACAAGAUGCUUCGGACGCUUGUGAGUCUGAAGAAUGUUUGGGAUGAUCGUGGUCCUGCCGAUGCAUACAAGCCUCCACCUGCGGAUCAGGCUGUCAGGAGCGUGCAGGCAAACUUGAAUGAGAUUCGAUCUCUGACAAGGUUCACCAGAAGUUCUUGGUUUCGGACAUUAUCUUUGGUGGGAUUCGUUGCUUUGGCAUCAGUCUUACAGCCAUGGGUCCUGUUCUCAAGCAGUGAGGUGGUGUUGCCAGUGGCUGGUGCACUCCUGACAAUCUUUGUGGCUGCAUCUGAAAGCGAUGCGCGGCAAAGCGCGUCAGCUUCGAAGGUGAAAGCAGCUGAUUUGAAGUCCGCCUGCAGCACAAUGGAGGAGUUCGCUGCAUCUGCCAUGCAGUUCCGGUCCUACCUGUUGGCCUUUGCUGGCUGCACUGCCGCUACUUGUGUGCUGUCUUUGGUUUCCAUCAAGCCAGGAGCCCUCAGCUUAAGGUACAGCUGGUUGCGUGCCGUGCAGCAGUAUUGGAGCUUGGGGCUAGUGGUGUUCCAUGUGGUCGCUGCAGCCUGCAGCACCUUUCCACUCAAGGCUGUAUUGCUGUGGACCUCAAGGGUGAAGCUUGACGUGCCAGCAUCGAGGAGUUCUAUCUAUCCACAGCCCCUAGCGCCUGGUGCUGUUGUUCAAGGGUUGCCGAAGGGUCAUCGUUGGCGGGAUCUCUUUUGCCAUGGCCGAUGGAGCUGGUUGCAACCCCUUCUUGCAGCAUUUCCUUGCGUGCUUUUAGCCCUGUUUCCAUCAAGCAGGAGCUUUGAGGAAAGGUCGAUCGCGUCAACUGCAGCAAGCAGCCUGGUGGUGGCUGCUACGCUGUGUCUUGCGGAGCGUGCCUUGUACCGCACGGAGCUUCUGAUUUCCGGCCGGCGCAUUAGCUUUGCUCUGACGGAUUCAUUAGCAAACGAGGCUGAGCAGCAGAGCGCUUUGCUGCCAGUCGCCACGGCAGCGACCAUCGCAGUCUCUGCAGCUGUAACGUUUGGAGUGGAGCUGAACCCCUUUGCGGCCUCGGCUUUGGCCUUACUUCAGGCAGUUACUUGGGUCUUGGCAUCCAGGAAGGCCUUGGAGGCGAGAUUUGGGAGCGACGCAGCGAUUCAGGUGGCCACUGUGACUGAUGGCCGCGUUGCCCGUCCUGGACGCCCGCAGGAGGACGUCUCUCCAAAGAGACUUGGGCAAUGGAGAAGCUGGGUCAGCAUGUUCAGUCGGCCUACUUGAGAAGCGUCGGGCUUCGCCGUUACCUCAGAUAACUACUCUGUAAAAGAAAGGUCAGUCAGUUGAUGUACUCGAUUGGGUCUUUAGGGCUGAAAAAGGCAGUCGUGCCUGCACUAUUGGUCAUGUCGAGCUUGCGAGCUUGCUUCAGUGACGUUAUUCGUGCUCAUUGCAUAGCAUGAUAUACUCAGAGUCACCUGGCGCUGUACCCAGC